AAAGGAUCUGGAAUGCAGGAACUACGGAGCACUGGUCCUGGAGGUGAAAAUUCAACAGAUAAAGGACCUGAAGCACAGGAACUACAGAGCGCUGUUCCUGGAAGUCGAAAUUCAUCAGGUAAAGGACCUGGAGCGCAGGAACUACGGAGCGCUUGUCCUGGAGAUCAAAAUUCAACAGGUAAAGGAUCUGGAAUGCAGGAACUACGGAGCGUUGGUCUUGGAAGUCGAAAUUCACCAGGUAAAGGACCUGGAGCGCAGAACUACGGACCGCUGUUCCUGGAGAUCAAAAUUCAACAGGUAAAGGAUCUGGAAUGCAGGAACUACGGAGCACUGGUCCUGGAGGUGAAAAUUCAACAGAUAAAGGACCUGAAGCACAGGAACUACAGAGCGCUGUUCCUGGAAGUCGAAAUUCAUCAGGUAAAGGACCUGGAGCGCAGGAACUACGGAGCGCUUGUCCUGGAGAUCAAAAUUCAACAGGUAAAGGAUCUGGAAUGCAGGAACUACGGAGCACUGGUCCUGGAGGUGAAAAUUCACCAGAUAAAGGACCUGAAGCACAGGAACUACAGAGCGCUGUUCCUGGAAGUCGAAAUUCAUCAGGUAAAGGACCUGGAGCGCAGGAACUACGGAGCGCUUGUCCUGGAAGUCGAGUUUCACCAGGUAGCGGACCUGGAGCGCAGGAUCCAGAAGUGUCACUGUCUACUAACCAAUAUUGGAGCGCCACACGUCCAGCGGACAACUUGUGAAGCAUAA
Messenger RNA from Neodiprion virginianus, 750 nucleotides. RefSeq lists its product as uncharacterized. The coding region runs from base 13 to 750 and encodes 245 amino acids. The record is from RefSeq and is a predicted model, not a curated record. Lineage: Eukaryota; Metazoa; Arthropoda; Insecta; Hymenoptera; Diprionidae. The transcript has 3 exons.